Molecule: messenger RNA, 1779 nt
Organism: Erigeron canadensis
Lineage: Eukaryota; Viridiplantae; Streptophyta; Magnoliopsida; Asterales; Asteraceae
Product: calcium/calmodulin-regulated receptor-like kinase 1
Exons: 7
Coding region: 197-1492 (431 amino acids)
Biological process (GO): protein phosphorylation
Molecular function (GO): protein kinase activity; ATP binding
Source: RefSeq, a predicted model, not a curated record
CUUCUUUCUUUCUUUGUUUCAUAGUAAUGAACAACCAUUUUUGUCAUUCCACAAAUUUCUCUCUCCAUUCUUGUUCUUCUUCUUCAACAAUGUAACUAUUUUUCAGUUCAUUAAUCCAUUCAAUCAGCAACAAACAAACAAACAGAUUUGUUGAUGGACACGUAGCAAGCUAGAUAUCGAACCGAGUUAUAACGAUAUGAAAGCGAAAUCAUCAGGUUUGAUAAUCGGGAUUUCGAUAGGGGUAGUGAUAGGAUUACUUUCAGCUGUAAUCGGACUAGUUUGCUUUAGGUUUCAUCGCAGACGGUCUCAGAUAGGUAAUAGUAGUUCUAGGAGGGCAGCAACUGUCCCUAUUCGAGCAAAUGGUGUUGAUUCUUGUGUGAUUCUAUCUGAUUCGUCUAUGGGUACCGAGUCUGCAAGAUCUUCUAUGAAUAAUUCUACACAGGGCGGAAUGUUUUUUUGGUUUGGUGGACCGAGAAGGUCUCAUGUUGUUGCAGCUUCUGGAAUUCUCGAGUAUUCUUACAAAGAUUUGCAGAAAGCAACACAUAAUUUUACCUCAAUAAUAGGCCAAGGGGCAUUCGGACCUGUGUACAAGGCUCAGAUGUCAACUGGUGAGACUGUAGCUAUUAAAGUUCUCGCAACUGAUUCAAAACAAGGCGAGAAAGAGUUUCAUACAGAGGUUAUGUUAUUGGGAAGGUUACAUCACAGGAACCUUGUGAAUUUGGUAGGAUACUGUGCAGAAAAGGGACAACACAUGCUCGUAUAUGUUUACAUGAGCAAAGGCAGCCUAUCUUCUCAUUUGUACGGUGAUAAUCGUGAAUUGUUGAGUUGGAAUUUGAGAGUUCAAAUAGCUUUGGAUGUCGCAAGGGGAUUAGAAUAUCUCCAUGAUGGAGCAGUUCCUCCCGUUAUACACCGAGACAUCAAAACUUCCAACAUAUUGUUGGAACAGUCCAUGGGCGCCAGGGUAGCUGAUUUUGGGCUUUCUAGGGAGGACAUGAUUAACAGAAAUGCUUCCAAUAUUCAGGGAACUUUUGGAUAUCUUGAUCCUGAAUAUAUAUCAACAAGAGCAUUCACCAAGAAAAGCGAUGUCUAUAGCUUUGGUGUAUUACUGUUCGAACUUAUUGCAGGACGAAACCCUCAACAAGGUCUCAUGGAGUAUGUUGAGCUUGCAUCAUUGAACACCGGAGGGCAGGUCGGGUGGGAAGAAAUAGCUGAUUCACGUCUUGAUGGGAACUUUGAUGAGCGAGAACUAAAUGACAUGGCAGCACUUGCAUACAAAUGUGUCAACCGGUCACCAAGAAAAAGACCAGCAAUGAGAGACACUGUGCAAGUGCUGUCUCAUAUCUUAAAAGCAAGACACAAUAAAAAGCAUUACAAACGUUCUCCAUCUGAUGUUGCCAUCAAUAUAGUCCAAACAGAUCGCCAAAAUUCAAUGAACAGCGGACACCAUCGGGUUGACUCUAUGGACAGCACAGCUGACUCCAUUGAUGUUUAAAUGACCCUUUUUUUCUUCUUUUCCUUUUUUUUUAUUAUUGUUUUGUGUAAUAUAUUUGACCAUUUUUACCAGAUACCGAGUAACCCAAAGCACAGAGCUCAGGUUUUGGUGUGGUCCUGAUUAAGGAAAUUAGGAUUUCGAAUUAAGCCCCCUUUUCUCUUGUAAGAUCAGAUGUGGAUAUAAUCCCAGUUUUGUGUAUUAGCACGGGAUAAAUAGGAAUUAUGAGUGCAAACCCGGUGUUUCUUAACUGAUUCAAUUAACCUCUUGGUAUUAUUGGAUUGAUUUUA